Molecule: messenger RNA, 6126 nt
Organism: Zingiber officinale
Lineage: Eukaryota; Viridiplantae; Streptophyta; Magnoliopsida; Zingiberales; Zingiberaceae
Product: mediator of RNA polymerase II transcription subunit 14-like
Exons: 8
Coding region: 271-5673 (1800 amino acids)
Biological process (GO): regulation of transcription by RNA polymerase II
Cellular component (GO): mediator complex; core mediator complex
Molecular function (GO): transcription coregulator activity
Source: RefSeq, a predicted model, not a curated record
UAACCUCUUUCCUCUCUCUAAUUUCUCCUGCGCUGAUUCUCUCGCUCGCGCUUGCGAUUCGUCCGCUCUGGCCUCUCCCUCUGCCCUCGAACGGCGCGAAGCUAAGAUUGGGGCUCGCAUAAUUCGCCGCAGGGCGCCGAGGUCGGCCCUCUCGGGUUCCGGCGUUCGAAUCGACUUACCGGACUCGGGGCGCGCGCGAUCGAAACCCUAGCGGCGCCCCCGCCCCCGCCGGCGGCUAGGAGCGAGGCGCCGGUUCACAGCUUGGAGGUGAUGGCGGCUGAGUUGGGGCAGCAGACUGUGGAGUUGUCCACCCUCGUGCGGAGGGCCACGGAUGCCUCCUACCUCGCGCUCAAGGAGCUGGUGGACCGGUACCGGCAGGUAGAGGACCAGCGAUCCGACUCCGUCAAGAAGAUCGACAUUCUCAAGUUCAUCGUGAAGACGCAGCAGCGUAUGCUGCGAAUCCACGUGCUCGCCAAGUGGUGCCAGCAGGCGCCCUUAAUCCAAUAUUGCCAGCAACUUGCAGGAACUCUUUCCAGCCAUGAUACUUGUUUCACCCAAACAGCAGAUUCUUUGUUUUAUAUGCAUGAUGGGCUGCAACAUGCUCGUGCUCCUGUAUUUGAUGUUCCAUCUGCUAUCGAGGUCCUCCUCACUGGGAGUUAUCAAAAGCUACCAAAAUGCAUAGAAGAUUUGAAUAUUCAGAGUACACUUUCUGAAGAUGAGCAAAAGCCUACUUUAAAGAAAUUGGAUGCAAUCCUCCGAUCCAAACUUUUGGAGGUUGUUCUUCCAAAAGAAAUAACUGAAGUAACUGUUUCUAAUGGUACUGCUGUUCUCCAUGUGGAUGGUGAGUUUAAGGUUUACUUGACCUUGGGUUAUCGUGGUCAUCUAUCAUUAUGGAGGAUACUACACUUAGAGUUGCUUGUUGGGGAGAAAAAUGGAUUUGUUAAGCUUGAAGAAUCACGGAGAUAUGCUCUUGGAGAUGAUCUUGAGCGCAGAAUGGCUGUUGCUGAAAAUCCUUUCUCAAUUUUAUACACGGUUCUGCAUGAACUAUGUGUUGCCCUUGUUAUGGACACUGUGGUCAGACAAGUUCAGGUACUACGUCAAGGUAGGUGGAAGGAUGCUGUACGCUUUGAACUUAUUUCAGAUGGUAGUUCAGGACAAGGAGGGACUAGUGGUACUUCACAACUAAUUCAAGAUGGUGAACUUGAUUCAACUAGCCUAAAAACUCCUGGCAUGAAGAUUAUUUAUUGGUUAGAAGCUGAUAAAGGUUCUGGUGGUUCUGAUUUUGGUUCAUCUCCCUUUCUCAAAAUUGAACCAUGGCAAGAUACACAAAUUAAGUGUCUACAUAGUUCGUUUGUAUUGGAUCCCUGUAGUGAGAAAGAAGCUACCUUUUCUCUUGAUCAAAGUUGCAUUGAUGUAGAGAAACUUCUUCUGAGAGCUAUUGCAUGCAAUAGGCACACACGUCUACUUGAAAUCCAAAGGGAGUUGAAUAAAAGUAUCAACAUUUGUCGAGCUUCGGGUGAUGUUGUGCUAAAGCAAGAUGGAAAUAUGGAUUCAGAUUUGACAAAGCGGGAAAGCUUUAGUAUUGAGGACUCUUGUGGGGAUGAAGUACUGAAAGUGCGAGCCUGUGGGAUGUCAUUUAUUACGCUUGGAAUAAAUAUCAGGAGUGGCAGGUUCCUUCUUCAUGCUUCCAAGAAUGUACUUUCACCAUCUACACUUGUUGAUUUUGAAGUGGCUUUAAACCAAGGAAGCCUUAGUGCAACGGAGGUAUUCACAAGUAUAAAAAGAAAAAGUAUUCUCAAUUUGUUUGCAUCAACUGGGAGAUUUUUGGGCCUACAGGUUUAUGAUCAGUCAUUGACAACUUUAAAGAUCCCCAAAUCUAUAUUGGAUGGAUCAGAUUCUCUUUUAAUGGGGUUUCCUCAGUGUGCAAAUUCUUAUUAUUUGUUGAUGCAAGUUGACAAGGAUUUUAAACCUAUUUUUAUCUUACUGGAAUCUAGAUCUGAUUCAGAUGGAAAUUCCAAUUCAUCCAAUGAUUCCAAUAAAGUAAUACGUAGUAACAGAAUUGAUAUUGCUCAAAUGCAAAUUGUUGAUGACGAACUGAAUAUCAGCCUUUUUGACUGGGAGAAGCUUCAUUCUUUAUCGAAUAUUGUCACCUUUAAUCAGGCUGGAGAACAUCAUUUUAGAGCCGAAGCCACUCUCCAGCUUCCUGGAUUUGUGCAAUCCAGCUUUUCAUCUGUUGUUGACGAAGUGUUUGAGUUUGACAAAGUCCCUUUGCCCUCAACAAAUCCGCUGGCCUUGUCUCAUAACAUGCCUUCUUUAUCUAAUAUAGGAAAUGCAAAUAGUUAUCAUGGCAUAAGUGCUAAAGUUACACCACCUAAUUUGGAAGGAGAGUUACAACAAUCUCAAGUUCAUAAACUUGCAAAAGUUCCUGGUUCGUUUAAUUUGCUUCAUGUGGCACACAACAUAAAAGGCUUAGUUACGAAUGAUAUUACGAGUUCCUUUUCCUCUUCAAGCACGGUUAGGUUCCCUUCCAUUCAUAAAUUGUCAACCUUCAGGUCUGAUCAAGACAUACAUUCUAAGUCUCCAUAUUUUUCUGAUGCUGGUCAGUACCUAUCUGUAGAUGAACCACCAAAAGAGUUCAGUAUGCUUGAAGGGAACGGGCCAGGUCAACCAAUUCCUUCUACUCGCACAACUGGCUUGCCACUCUCUACCCACAGUACAACUCCAAAUAUUUUAAAAAGCUCAUCAACUGGCAACUUGCUUGGUUCUUCAAAAGUUACUAGAGCUAACUCAAUGAAUUGGACUGAUUCUUAUCCAACACCAGAAUCUGGAGCAUAUACCUCAGACUACAAUGAUGCCCACAAACAUGAGAAAAAGGGAAGAAAGCGCUCCCGCUCCCUGCUGGAUUUUAUUAAGUCAUGUCCAUCUUUUCAUGGAACAGAAGCAAGUUGUUUGCAGGAUAAAAGGAGGAAAAUAUCAGAACUAUCUGAUGCUCGUAAGCCAUCCUCUGCUUUAGUUUCUUCACCAUUAUCUUGCAGAAAGAGUGGACAUAUAUAUGGGGAUCUUCUUUCUGAAGCAAUCAAUGGCGUUUCUCCUUCAAAUCUGUAUGUUUCUGUCCUCCUACAUGUUGUCAGGCACUGCUCUCUAUGUAUUAAGCAUGCUCAGCUAACUAGCCAAAUGGCUUCACUUGAUAUUUCUUAUGUCGAAGAAGUAGGCUUAAGAAUUCCAUCAUCGACCUUGUGGUUAAAGUUGCCAUUUGCCAGGGAUGAUUCUUGGCAGCACAUAUGCUUGCGCCUUGGAAAACCUGGAACCAUGUGCUGGGAUGUGAAAAUCAAUGAUUCUUAUUUCAGGGAAUUAUGGGAACUUCAUAAAGGGAAUGCUACUACUUCAUGGGGUUCUGGUGUACGCAUCGCCAAUACAUCUGAGAUUGAUUCUCACAUUCACUAUGACGCAGAUGGCGUUGUGUUGAGUUAUAAGAGUGUUGAAGAUGAUAGCAUCCAGAGGCUCAUGUUAGAUUUGCGUCGGCUUUCAAAUGCUCGAUUAUUUGCUCGUGGGAUGCGGAAACUCAUUGGUUUGGGAACUGAUGAUAGGUCAGAUGACAACACAGUUCCUGAUUCAAAGACACACACUAAAGGUACCAGUGAAGCAAUAGAUAAGUUAUCUGAACAGAUGAGGAAAACCUUCAAAAUCGAAGCAGUUGGUUUGAUGAGUCUAUGGUUUAGCUACGGUUCAAUGCCUGUUAUAGUCCACUUUGUUGUCGAGUGGGAAGCUUGUAAGGAAGGUUGUACAAUGCAUGUUUCCCCUGACCAGCUCUGGCCACAUACUAAGUUUCUGGAAGAUUUCAUAAACGGAGGUGAAGUUGCAUCAUUUUUGGACUGUAUUCGUCUUACUGCUGGUCCUUUACUUGCUCUUUGUGGUGCGAUACGUCCUGCUCGUAUUCCUGUGGUUACAGCUGCCCACUCCCUUGCACAGAAGCAGGGCAAUUUUGUCUCACCUCAUGGUUCGAUAGCAAACUCUUCAAUCCAACAUUCAUCUGGUUCUCCUGCAACCACUACACUAAUGGCCCAGCUUAGUAGUCACAGCCUCCAAACUGCUGCAGUUUUAUCUGCUGCUGGUAGAGGAGGGCCAGGACUUGUUCCUAGUUCUCUAUUGCCUUUUGAUGUCUCAGUUGUAUUGAGAGGUCCGUAUUGGAUUCGGAUAAUAUACCGGAAGAAGUUUGCUGUGGAUAUGCGUUGCUUUGCUGGCGAUCAAGUUUGGCUACAACCAGCAACACCUCCUAAAGGAGGGCCUGCAGCUGGUGGAUCAUUGCCAUGUCCACAGUUUCGACCAUUCAUUAUGGAACAUGUUGCUCAAGGCUUGAAUGCUUUAGAGCCCAAUUUUUCGGGUGCAUCACAAAGUGGUAUGCAAUUGGGUCCAAGCAAUCCGAAUGUGAAUUCAGUCUCACAGCAGUUGGCACCUAAUGCCAACCGUGCAAGUGUUCCAACUGGAGCUGGAAUUUCAAGACCAAGCUCUGCUCUUGGAAAUCAAGUAGGUGCUAGCAUUAGUCGAGUUGGUAGUGCCAUGCUAGCCUCUUCAGGCUUGGCUCCUGGUAUAUCCACGGUACGAAUAUCUCCAGGUACCGGUUUCCCAGUUCAUGUAAAGGGAGAGCUUAACACAGCUUUUAUUGGACUCGGAGAUGAUGGAGGUUAUGGUGGUGGUUGGGUCCCUCUUGCGGCUUUGAAGAAGGUGCUGCGUGGCAUCCUCAAAUAUCUUGGUGUCUUGUGGUUGUUUGCACAGUUGCCUGAUCUCUUAAAAGAAAUUCUAGGUUCAAUUUUAAAGGAAAAUGAGGGGGCUCUUCUGAAUUUAGAUCAAGAGCAACCUGCGUUGCGCUUUUUUGUCGGAGGCUACGUCUUUGCUGUCAGUGUGCACAGAGUUCAACUUCUUCUGCAAGUCCUGAGCGUGAAACGAUUUCACCAACAGCAGCAGCAGCAAAAUCAAAGUAAUGCUCAGGAAGAAUUGGCUCAAGGAGAGAUCAACGAGAUAUGUGACUACUUUAGCAGGCGGGUUGCAUCUGAGCCCUAUGAUGCUUCUAGAGUCGCUUCAUUCAUCACACUUCUUACGUUGCCUGUUUCGGUUCUUAAAGAAUUCCUGAAGCUAAUUUCUUGGAAGAAAGGGUUAUCACAGGCCCAUGGUGGAGACAUAGCUACUGCCCAGAGGUCUCGUAUCGAGUUAUGCUUGGAGAAUCAUUCUGGCUCUGUUUCAGAUGAAAAUGUGGAGUCCUCUUCUUGUGCAAAAAGUAACAUACAUCAUGAUCGCGCCCAUAAUCUGGUAGACUUUGCUCUUACCUUUGUACUUGACCUGGCUAAUAUACCUCACAUGAAUGCUGCGGGUGGAGCUGCUUGGCUGCCUUACUGUGUGUCAGUCAAACUGCGAUACUCAUUUGGGGAGAAUGCCCAUGUUUCCUUUCGCGGAAUGGAAGGAAGCCACGGAGGUAGAGCAUGCUGGUUAAGGCUCGAGGAUUGGGAAAAUUGCCAGAAUAGAAUGGCCAAAACAGCAGAAUAUGCAAAUGGUAAUCCUGCAGGGGACAUCAGCCAAGGGAGGUUGAGGCUGGUUGCUGAUGCACUACAGAGGACAUUGCAGGGUCUAUUACAGCAACUCAAAGAUGGUGUGAUUUCUUCAAGUUCGAAUGGAACUUAAGAGCAUAAAUCUCAAAGCGUACUAGAUGUUUCAGGUGCGUGAAUUGUGCAAGAGAAGCUAAAACCUAAUUGCCAUCUCAGUCGCAUCUUUAAGGCAUGAAGAUGAUGAUAAUCUAUCCUCUACACCACAAAUCAAAUGUCGGAUAAUGGUCUGCAAGUUUCAAGAUGAGCUCCUUCCUACUUUGUAUGGAUAUGCUAUGAACAAUUAGUGGGUGUAUACUUCAUUGGUAGGUUAGACAGGUAGUUGAGGGUUCCACCGAUCAUGGCUCCAUGAUCAAUCAAGAAUCUAGGUUUGCAUAAGCAUCAUCUCUGAAAAAAAAAAUAUCUGAUGGGAGUUCCCUUUUCUCAUAUAGUCCUCGCCUAAUUGUAGGACCUACUGAAGUUUCAUAGGAAUCUAGCAGCUUGUAUCAUGUGAAAAUCUGAAGGGAAAUAAUAUAAAUUGGUGACUCAUUAA